AGACGUAAUCAAUUGUAAUAGCUGGUAAAGAAAAAUAUCAUUUAAUUAGAAUGUAACACGAAGUUCUUAUCCAUUCAUAUUGGUUAUUUUGUGACAUACUGUUUGAUACAAGGAAUUUAUAAGGCUAUUGAAGACAUUAUUAUUAGGGAAAUACAUCAAUGCCUCAAAGAAGACCUUAUACUGAUGGCUUGCCAUCGAUCAAUGGGAAAUUGUUGUUGGAAUAUAACAGAUAUCAACGACUCUCGAAAUCUCUUGGCUCUCGUUCAGUUCGAGAGAAAAUAGUUCGGGAAAAGAAACUCUCAAACGAUCAAUCGGCAACAACCUUUGGCCAACCAUGUUCUUUCCAUAGAGAAUCACUGCACUUCUAUUGCCAUACACAUAAAGAACCAGCAUGUAUAGUUUGUGCAACAACUAUGCAUAAAGUCUGCAACGUUGUGACAGUGACAGAAAAUGCCGCCAAAUCUCAGCAAACCUGCGUCAAUUUAGAAGACAUACAUCAAACAGUAGAAACUGUAUUAGACAAUAUAGAAAAAAUCAAAACAGACAGGGAAGAAAAUUUAACAAAGUUGUUGUUACAGAAGAAUACUAUUGAAAAGGAAAUACACAGUAUGCGCAAGAAAAUGAAUGAACAUUUAGAUCAUAUCGAAAAAGAAAUAAUUGGUGAACUGAAUGAAACGUUCAGAAAGCACAAAAACGAAACGGAUCAUCUGCUGAAAAAUAUAGAUCACCGAAAGCAGGGAAUAAGGGAACUCCAGAAUACUAUCAUAAAGGCCAAAACUAUUGAAACAGACGUCGAAGCUUUCUUGGUGGGAAAACGGAUCGAGCAAAAAAUCAAUGAGGAAGAAAAAUUCGUAGACCAUUUUUAUAACGACGAAUCUAUAAAACAAUCUGAUUUUGAAUUCAAGCUCAGUCCGGCUAUCAAUUCGUUCUUUGUUGACAUAAAAUCGUUUGGGGGUAUUAUCGUACGAAAAACUCCAAGUAGGGUAAAUCUAAUUCGUACCGUUCACAAAGUAAAACCUCCAGAUGCAGGGUUUCAGCUUGCUCGACAUGUGAGCCACAUUAAAUUAAGACUACACGAAAAAACAUACAAUGCGACUGGUAUACAAGACUUACGACCAUUGCCACACAUAUACGGUGGUUUACAGAGACAAACAACGAUGUAGUUAAAACCUGCAAUGUAUGACUAAUAGAAUUAUCUCGCAUUUA
Messenger RNA from Mytilus trossulus (common blue mussel), 1206 nucleotides. Its product is annotated as E3 ubiquitin-protein ligase TRIM39-like. The coding region runs from base 159 to 1163 and encodes 334 amino acids. The record is from RefSeq and is a predicted model, not a curated record. Lineage: Eukaryota; Metazoa; Mollusca; Bivalvia; Mytilida; Mytilidae. The transcript is spliced from 2 exons.